Messenger RNA from Aspergillus clavatus NRRL 1, 726 nucleotides. RefSeq names its product putative endoglucanase (gene xgeA). The record is from RefSeq and is a predicted model, not a curated record. The transcript has 2 exons. The coding region runs from base 1 to 726 and encodes 241 amino acids. NCBI's taxonomy places the organism in Eukaryota, Fungi, Ascomycota, Eurotiomycetes, Eurotiales, Aspergillaceae. Gene Ontology annotation, molecular function: cellulase activity. Gene Ontology annotation, biological process: polysaccharide catabolic process.
AUGAAGUUCAACCUCGCUCUUGCCCUCUCGCUCACCGUGGCGACCGCCGAGGCAGCUACUGAACUCUGCAAGCAAUGGGAUUCGAUCAUCGAGGGCAACUUUAUCGUGUACAACAACCUCUGGGGCCAGGGUAACGCCGAUGAUGGUGGUCACCAGUGCACGACUGUUAAGUCCAUCUCAGGAGACACUGUUGUUUGGAGCACCGAGUGGGCGUGGUCCGGCGGCCCAGGUCAGGUUAAGAGCUACGCCAACGCCGCUCUGCAGUUCACCCCGACGACCCUGAGCAGCGUCAGCAGCAUCGACUCGACCUGGAAGUGGAGAGACAGCUACACCGGCUCCGAUAUCGUCGCCAAUGUCGCAUACGACAUGUUCCUCAGCUCUUCCGCUACCGGCAGCGAGGAGUAUGAGAUCAUGGUCUGGCUGGCCGCUCUGGGCGGUGCUGGACCUAUUUCCUCGACGGGCUCGCCCAUCGCUACGCCCACGAUUAACGGGGUCCAGUGGGACCUGUACCUGGGCCCGAACGGCGCAAUGCAGGUAUACAGUUUCGUGGCACCAUCAUCGACAGAAAAUUUUGCUGGUGACAUGAAGGGCUUUAUCGACUACCUGACGAGCGAGCAGGGUCUGUCGAAAGACCUGUAUCUACUGGAUGUGCAGGCCGGAACUGAGCCAUUCAGCGGAAGUGAUGCGGUGCUGACGGUAUCGGAGUACUCAGUCAAUCUUGCUUAG